AUAGCCAAAUUUCUGUCGCAAAUGAAUUAAAAUCAGUGACAACUAAAAUCUAUUAUCAAUUGGUACACUUAGUUAUUCGUGUCAUUAUGCUUGUGUUAAGGAAAAUCAAUUAUCAAAAAACUUUUCGCAACAUGGAAAUAUUUCGGCGCAAUGCUUCGAACCAUCCUUUGAGUAUUGAGACGAGUUGUGACGACACUGGAAAUGCAAUAAUGAAAGGAAAUCAAAUUUUAAGUGACAAAAUCCAUACACAACUUGAAUCAAAUUCUUUUGGCGGAAUUAUACCUCCAGUAGCUGCAGAUAUUCACCGGAAAAACAUCGAAAGGGUUAUAAAAGAAUCCUUUGAAGAAGCAGCGAUUAGUAUCAACGAUUUAGACGCGAUUGCUGUGACAAACCGGCCUGGACUUGGAAUGAGUUUAAGGAUUGGUCUUAGAUAUGCAAAACAUCUGUCAAGAAAAUUCCAAAAGCCUUUAAUUCCUAUUCAUCACAUGGAAGCACAUGCUCUUACUGCUAGAAUAGAAAACGAAAUCAACUUUCCAUUUUUGUGCCUUCUUAUUUCCGGUGGUCAUAGUUUAUUGACUUUUGUUAAUAAUGUUGAUGACUUCAAGUUGCUUGGUGAUUCCAUUGAUGAUGCACCAGGAGAGGCUUUUGAUAAAAUAGCUCGAUUUUUAAAGUUAAGAAAUUUGAAAGAGUUCGAAAACAAAAGUGGGGGAAAAUCAAUUGAGGAUGCUGCAAAAAAAUGUAUCAAACCGUCUGACUGUUACGAUUUUCCUUUUAUGCUUUCAAGAUAUCGUGACUGUCAAUUUUCUUUCGCUGGCCUUAAAAAUAAAGCAAAACGACAUAUAAUAAAGCAAACAAAUACAUUAGACCUUGACAUCGAUCAAGUCAUUCCUGAUUAUGAAGACUUUUGUGCCAACUUCCAAGGAGCAGUAGCUCGACAUAUAUGCAAUCGGACACAAAGGGCUAUGGAAUACUGCGAGAAAAAACAAAUGUUUAAAAGCAACGAUAACAAAACAUUAGUUAUUUCGGGGGGUGUAGCAUUUUUAAUAAAAAAUGCUGAUAUCAAAACUGACAUUUCAAUGAAAUGGAUAGAAGGUGAAGAAUUUAGAAUAGAAGAAAUCGAAAAAGUUUUACACAAUCAUGAAGUUCCAGUGGCUAAUUGUUCUAAGAGAUAUUUUGAUUCUCACGAAAAAUUAACUAUGCCAUUCAGUGAUUAUGUUAAAUAUUGGAGAACUUCGUUACCACCUGGAGAUUUUUACCUAAAAGAUUUUCAUUUGAAACAAGAAUUUCCCGAUUAUGAUUUCUACAAUGUUCCUAAGUUUUUUGCAUCAGACUGGUUGAAUGAAUAUCUAAUAGAUAAUAAUAAGGAUGAUUAUCGUUUCAUAUACAUAGGAAAAAGAAAUACUUGGACUCCAUUUCAUUCAGAUGUCUUUGGAUCCUUUAGUUGGUCAGCAAAUUUAUUUGGUCACAAACGGUGGCUUAUUUUACCUCCCGGAGAAGAAGAAAAACUUAAAGAUACUUUUGGAACUUUACCAUUCUCGAUAACACAAGAAGAACUUACAGAAAAAAAUGUAAGACACUUUAAUGUGGUACAAGGACCUGAUGAUAUUUUAUUUAUACCAAGCAAAUGGUUUCAUCAAGUAUACAAUUUAGAUGACGUUGUUUCAAUUAACCACAACUGGUUUAAUGGAUGUAAUAUCAAUUUCAUUAUUGAUAAUUUAUUGCGUCAUUAUCAUGACGUUGAAAUUGAAAUCUCUGAUUGUAAAGAUAUGGAAAAUUUUGAUGAACAUUGUCAAGUUGUGCUUAAAGCAUCAUUUGGAAUGAAUCUUCAAGAUUUUGUUGACAUACUUAAACAUAUUGCUGAAAAGCGAAUUGAAUCAAUUGUUAAAUCUAAACAAUGUGAAAUUUUUAAUGAUUUUUACUUUGGUUUAAAUAUUACGCGCUUUGAUCUUAAAGUUAUAGAAAAAAGUCUUUCAAUGUUGAUAUCUAAUGAAAGUGUAAUAAAACAUUCGAACAUUAUAGCAAUUGUUAAUGAAAC
Molecule: messenger RNA, 2035 nt
Organism: Clunio marinus
Lineage: Eukaryota; Metazoa; Arthropoda; Insecta; Diptera; Chironomidae
Source: the annotation of a GenBank genome assembly